Cylicostephanus goldi is the source of this 476-nucleotide messenger RNA. Lineage: Eukaryota; Metazoa; Nematoda; Chromadorea; Rhabditida; Strongylidae. The record is from the annotation of a GenBank genome assembly.
AUGGAAGGUGCGAUACCGCCGACACUUCUUCAUCUUGUCGAUGCGCUUGUUGAAUCCAGUGUUGGCAAAUUCAAUCUGGAUUUGAACAAAAAUUUGACCAUUGAUUUGUUCGAGGGAAAGCAGAAGAAUAGUGAAGAAUUCGUUGCGCAGUGGCGUGACAUCACCGGAUUUGUUGUUUCAGACAAAUUCCGAUUCGAAGAAGUUCUAAUCGACAGAUCCUAUCUGACCAACCUGAAAGAAGCCGAAAGCACAGUUGUCAUCGAGAAGAUUGACAAGGAAAACCUUCUUCCGGUGCUCGACUAUGACGGGGAAAUUUCUAUCUACGACCGCACAGAGCACGUCACUGCUUUACUUCGAACACCUGGAAUCAAUGGCAAUGUAGCGCUUCGAGAUGGGCAACCGUGUGGUUAUGCUCUUUCUUGUAAAAACCGUGUUCUUCUCUGCUAUGCAGAAAACGAGGAAGUUUUCAAGUAAGU